CAGACUUUUCUCAGCCCAUGACCGCGCCAACCUAUGUAUUUUCUUCUUCUCCACGGAAAGUACUCCAAGGUGGAUUUCACCAGGCAUCCAUUUGAGUCCUCAUUGUCCGUUUUCUGACUCUUUCACAAUUGGCACUUCCCAAGCCAAACCCCGCAAAAUGACAACCAACCCGAACGGGCUCGUGACGCCUCCGACCACACCACCAGCCCUCUCCAAAGCUCAGAUUCUCACCAACGUCCUGUCACUUGCAAGCCUCUUCAGCACCUGUGCCGAGGCAUUCAACCUCAUCCAUCCCCCCAAGGACUCAGAGCGUGCUCAGAAAGUCGCUCUCGCGAAGCUAGGCAUCCAGCAAGGCCGGCUCCUCAUCUGGGGCGAUGCCGUGGGCAUUUCCUCACCGCCUCCGACUAUCGCAAGGCACAUGAUCCCAAGCCACCCUGGAUUGACCAAUCCCGACCCCAACUUGCCCGUGAAUUUCGGGGUGAGAGAUGCGAGACUAGACGAGGUAGCCACGAAUCAGAAGGUGCGCGAUGCCCUAAACGAGAUCGCUGGACGUCCGGCUCAUCUCUCUCGGGAGGAUUUAAUGGAAAAGUUCGGAUUGAAGUCUCCAAAGCGCUUUUCGACACUGGAAUACCCGGCCCUAGACACCAACCGUCUUGAAGCAUUCCGCGAGAAGUAUGGAUUGCUUCAAGAUCUUGUACGACAGAGCGGCACAAGAGCUAGUCUCAAGCGAGGCAUGAGCAUAACGAUGCAGCAUUGGACGGUCCGGGAUGUUGAGAAGUUUGAUGCUUUCGUCCAAACUGUGAGGGUUGAAGUCGAUGGCUUGAUUGCGCUUCUGGGCGUGAAGGAGCAGGUUGAUCGUGGCAUGAGGACGGACAUUAGAGCUAUGGGAUGGCACCCUGAUCUUUCUGGACCGGUAGUCAGAUCAGAUUGGGAGAAACUCAAGUUGAUCCGAGAAGCCUGCGCUGAGGAUUAUCCCGAGUAUGUUGACGUUACAGAUACUGCACUGAAGUAUAUCAGCGAAGAGCUCAAAGGAACAAAUCUCGAGGGCCUGAGAAAAGCGUAUCAGCCCGAAGUAUCGAUUAGGCGCAAGUCAGAAGAAGACAAUAAAGAGAAGGCGAGUAGUACAAAGACACGGCAGAAAGAAAAGCGGCCUGGGUUCUUGUCCCGCUUUAAAUUCCAGAGCUGGAACAAGAGUGCGAAGGGUAAUCCAGAGCGGUUAAUGAGCGCCGCGAGCCCUUCUACAGAUAGCCAAGGCCCACAGCGUUCUCUUUCAGAAGAUAUUCGAAAGAGUGACCCAAAUGCGCUCGAGCCUAUGAGGUCGAAGUCACUAUCUGCCAUACCGGAUGACCCAGCUCCUUUUCAUCUAGCUUCAAGAUUGGAAAGUGUACCUACAAAUGACUCCGAUAUACAUGGAGGGAAACUAGACGUUGUAGAUGUAAAUCAACUUGAGCAUGCCGAUACUGCAAAUAGCUUGAUCGACCGACACGACAUGUAUCGGGGUGUAGGGAGGAUUGAAACGAAAGAUAUCAAAGCGAAGGCUCAUGACUGGGCGUGUUGAAUUUGAGUAUCUUGAGAACCGAGUAUCGCCUCCUACGACCUGGGUCAUCGGCCACCCGUCCCUUCGAAGUUUUGUUUACUUUCAAUUACGCUUCUUAUAUUAUAUGAGCGAGUCACUUGUGCAACUCCGCUAG
This is a messenger RNA of Lindgomyces ingoldianus, 1691 nucleotides long. RefSeq lists its product as uncharacterized. The transcript has a single exon. Lineage: Eukaryota; Fungi; Ascomycota; Dothideomycetes; Pleosporales; Lindgomycetaceae. The record is from RefSeq and is a predicted model, not a curated record. Bases 158 to 1558 code for a protein of 466 amino acids.